Messenger RNA from Macroventuria anomochaeta, 1885 nucleotides. Its product is annotated as NAP-domain-containing protein. Gene Ontology annotation, cellular component: nucleus; chromatin. Lineage: Eukaryota; Fungi; Ascomycota; Dothideomycetes; Pleosporales; Didymellaceae. Gene Ontology annotation, biological process: nucleosome assembly. The coding region runs from base 231 to 1436 and encodes 401 amino acids. The transcript is spliced from 5 exons. Gene Ontology annotation, molecular function: chromatin binding; histone binding. The record is from RefSeq and is a predicted model, not a curated record.
CUCUUCUAACACCCCAAGCGCGCUAUCGUGCACCAGUGCCAUCAUCCACGCGCGCUCAGCGUCGACGGUCGUUCUUUCACGCUCGGCCUGCCACUAAUUGUAGCCCGCCAAAGUCCAACGCGCUAGAUCGCCCCUCAGUCCCGCCGAAAGCUGCAGAAGCACUCACCAACACACAACAUCCCUCAACAUUUUGCCACCUUGCGUCGCGGAACCACAGAGCCUCUGCCAAGAUGUCUGAGCCGAUCCGCAAUAAGAAGAUGGACUCCAUCUCCGCUCCCACACCACAAAACACACCCGCCAAUGCUGCACCUAUCUCCUCGCGCGCCCAGCAGCCGAAUGUUGGCACCAUCAAAGAAGAGGAGCUUGACCGUGCCGCCGCCGGAUUGUUCGCUGCAAACCCCGCCCUGGUCUCAAUGAUGCAGGCAAAGCUUGGUUCCCUCGUUGGCCGCUCAAGUGGCUACAUUGAGUCGCUUCCUGGCUCCGUCCGCCGCCGUGUUGCUGGCCUCAAGGGUGUUCAGAAAGAGCAUUCCAAGCUCGAGGCUGAGUUCCAGGAGGAGGUCCUCCAGCUCGAGAAGAAGUACUUCGCCAAGUUCACACCCCUGUACGAGCAGCGUGCAAAGAUUGUCAACGGUUCCACCGAGCCCACAGAGGAGCAGGUCAAGGUUGGCGAGCAGCAAGACGAGGAAGAGGAGGACGAUGAGGAGCAGCCCGAGAAGGAGCUCAACCAGGAUGAGGGCAAGGACGUCAAGGGUAUCCCAGAGUUCUGGCUGAGCGCCAUGAAGAACCAGAUCUCGCUCGCCGAGAUGAUCACAGACCGCGACGAGGCUGCGUUGAAGCACCUUACCGACGUCCGCAUGGAGUACCUCGACCGCCCCGGUUUCCGCCUCAUCUUCGAGUUCGAGGAGAACGAGUUCUUCACCAACAAGACCAUCACCAAGACCUACUUCUACCAGGAGGAGAACGGCUACGGUGGCGACUUCAUCUACGACCAUGCUGAGGGUGACAAGAUUGACUGGAAGGCGGGCAAGGACCUGACCGUCCGCGUUGAGAGCAAGAAGCAGAGGAACAAGAACACAAAGCAGACCCGCGUUGUCAAGAAGACCGUUCCCACAGAGUCGUUCUUCAACUUCUUCGACCCCCCAAGCCCUCCCCAGGAUGACGACGAUGCCUCCUCCGACAUCGAGGAGCGUCUCGAGCUCGACUACCAGCUCGGUGAGGACAUCAAGGAGAAGCUCAUUCCCCGUGCCAUCGACUGGUUCACCGGUGAGGCUCUCCAGUACGAGAACCUUGAGGACUUCGACGAGGGCGAGUUCGAGGACGAAGACGAUGAAGAUGAGGACGAGCUCAGCGACGACCGUGAUGAGGAUGAGGAGUCAGAUGACGAGAACGACGGCACAAAACCCAAGCAGGAGGCUGCCGAGUGCAAGCAAAGCUAAACGUCUCUUUCGACUGAUCUUUUUCGAUGAUAUCUCAGGGCAUUGGGCUUGUUUCAACAAUCUAGAUGGCUAUUCUGGCUGUGACAGGCUCACAACCUGACCCUUUCCCGUUACAUUUGCACAGCACUACAUGUUUUCCUGCACGGCGUAUCAUUGCAUCAAAAGAGCUGGACGCUGAUCGGGGGUGCUUGUUCUAGCUAUACACGAACUAUACUGGUUCUCCCUCCCUCGCUCCACUCCACUCUACACUAAUAGUCCCUGCUCAUAGCACGCCCUCAGGUACGCCCUGUCUGGUAGCAACAGAAUCUUGACAUCUUCGGCGUAGGGUAGCUGGAGUGUUGUUGCGCACUCAAUGCAUGAGGCAGCGAUGAGCAGCGGAUGAACCACGACUACAGCGAUGGAUAGUAAAAGUUUUGGUAUAUAGAAUGAGAUGAAUGAGAUACGAACAG